CCCAAAGUCUCAAAUCAACAAUCAGCCAGUGCUUCCUCGACCUGAUCCCUCACAAUGGUUUCUCCAGAUGGCAACCUGCUCAAGGGAGAGCCCUUUCCAGACGAUGCGUACAUCCCCUCACGAGAAGCCUCCGCAUAUAACCCUCUUCACACCUUCGAGCUUCCAAAGGGGUCGGACAAGCAUUACAAGCAGCAGUUCGCAGACAUGUACUUCCUGCGGUUAUCACAAUUGAAGGAAGCGGUCCGACAAAGAGCGGAGCAGGAAUGGGGCGACUUUAAGCUGGGGAAGGAGAAAGCGGUUAAGGUGGAUCGUGUGUUAGAUGUACGGCAAGGCGAACUGUGCUGGGUCAUCGGUACUGUUUACAUGGAGAUGGCAUUGAAGCCGAAUAUCUUGGACGACAUAUCGAAAGAGCACUGGAUUUUUGCGCCCCCCACGCGCGAUACCUACAUUUCUUCCGAAGGUCAGACCGAAAUGAUGCUGGAGGACGAAUCUGGACGGCUUCGGAUUACAGGCGGACACCUGGAAGGAAACUACGUUACUGGCUGCGUGCUUGCCGCUCUCGGUACCGAGCAGGCUGACGGAAGUUUUGAGGUCAUUGCGACACAACACGCGGAUCUCCCACGGCAGCCGCAGCGCUGGGAGCGUGACGAUUCUUCUCUGGCAGCCACAAAGAAGACCAAGCCGAAGAGGGGGAGAUCGGGAAAAAUGGCGGUCGUCUCUGGACUCGACAUCACGGGUACGCAGGACGACGACAUAAACCUGGAUCUGCUUGUGGAGUACCUUACUGGAGAGGUGGGUGCCGAUACGACGCAAAAACAGACCUCGGCGAUCACCAGAUUGGUGAUUGCAGGCGACAGUCUUGCCCAUGCAUCGCCAAUCCCGUCAAGGGAAGAGUUCGCGGCAAAGAACCGGGGAAAGAAACAUUAUGGUUACGAUGCCUCUGCGUACAACAGCUCCCCUCCUGAGCGGCUGGAUGAGUUCCUCUCAGAAAUCCUACCCUCGUUGCCAAUCACGCUACUUCCAGGACCGUCCGACCCAGCAAAUGUUGCACUUCCUCAGCAGCCGCUACAUCCAGCCAUGUUUCCGAAAUCUCGACAGUAUGCAAAACCUCCAGUGGAAAGCAACGAAAGCCUGGAGGGGUUGGACAGCGUCACAAACCCUUGGGAAGGCGACAUUGAGGGUUGGCGAGUGUUGGGCACCGGCGGCCAGACAAUCUCAGAUCUACUGAAGUACAUCGACAAUGUCAACAUUCUAGAUGUAAUGGAGAUGAUGCUGCGAUGGCGGUGCAUUGCUCCAACUGCACCUGACACACUCUGGUGCUACCCAUUCCAAGACGACGACCCCCUAAUCGUUAAGGAUUGCCCUCACAUUUACUUCGCCGGCAACCAGCCGAAAGUCGAAACGCGGGUGAUUAGCGGUGUUGCGGACCAAGAAGUGCUCCUCGUCGCGGUUCCCAGGUUCAGCACGUCAAAGACCCUCGUCUUAAUCGACAUGGAAACAAGGCAGGUAGACACUGUCGACCUCACUAUAGUUACUCCGCGAAAGUAAGCAAUUCAAUGUACUCUGGAGAUAGUGGGGAGAGAGGGAGAGAAGGAAUGCCAUGUCGUUGUCAUGAACAAUUAGAAAUGAUGAAGAAGUAUGGUGAGAGUAAAUAUUGUCCUCGAACAAAUGAUACCCAGAAUUAAAAAAUGGAAUGCGAU
Messenger RNA from Aaosphaeria arxii CBS 175.79, 1700 nucleotides. RefSeq names its product DNA polymeras-like protein subunit delta-2. The coding region runs from base 55 to 1548 and encodes 497 amino acids. Lineage: Eukaryota; Fungi; Ascomycota; Dothideomycetes; Pleosporales. The transcript has 5 exons. Gene Ontology annotation, cellular component: delta DNA polymerase complex. Gene Ontology annotation, molecular function: DNA binding. Gene Ontology annotation, biological process: DNA strand elongation involved in DNA replication; DNA replication. The record is from RefSeq and is a predicted model, not a curated record.